GCGCGCUUGAGGGUAGAGAGCCACUAAAGUGCUAAGUUCUCCCAGCGACUCGGCCCGGUGCGUGCUCUCGCAGUCUCGGGGGGUUGUAAUAUCAGGUCGGGGUGGGGGGAAAGGUGGACCAGAAUAUAUCACCAAAAAUAAUAUGGCAGAAGACGCGAUCGUAGAUACGGAGGAGCUGAGGGAGCAGGACCGCUUCUUGCCUAUCGCCAACAUUUCCCGCAUCAUGAAGAAGUCGCUCCCCGACAACGCCAAAAUCGCCAAGGAUGCCAAGGAGACUGUGCAGGAGUGCGUGUCGGAGUUCAUCUGCUUCAUCACCUCUGAGGCCAGCGACAAGUGCAAGCAGGAGAAGCGCAAGACCAUCAACGGCGAGGACCUGCUUUGGGCCAUGAGCACGCUGGGCUUCGACAAGUACGUCGACCCGCUCAAGAUCUACCUCUCCAAAUACCGCGAAUCCGUGAAGUUGGAGAAGCCGGACCGGAAAGGCAAGAGGGACGACGCGAGCGAAGCCAUGGCAACCAGCGGGGGUUACUACGGGGCGCAGGGCGGGGCGGGCGGCGCGGCAGGAGGCGGGGGCGCGGGGCCCGCGGGGGCGGCAGGGUUCUAGUGGGAAACCAACCUGCUGGCCGCGAGUAUUUUUUUGGGGUAGUGAGAGCGGAGAUGUUGUCAUGUUGAGGCAGACAGAGGAUGGGGCGCUGUGUCCAGUCGAUCGAUAUCGCCUGCUUGGAAAGGGGUGUUCGGUGCAGAGGGAGUGAUCGGAUAUUUCCCGGGGUGUUUUUCGGUCGGAGAAAAAGUUGUAGAUAUGCUGACUUCUGGUUGGUUGCAUGCAACAAGCGCGUUGCAGCCGCUGCUGCUUGCAGUGUGUGAGUCCAGCAAGCUGUUGGGAUCCCCAGUGUUGGGGGGGAACAAGGCAUCCUCGCCGUAGCGUGUUAUGUCAACCUAUGGUAUCAUAUUCCUUACGAUACGGGUACUAGAACUCUGUGUUAAGAUUUCGAGGUUUGAGCAAAGCAAUCGUGUUUCCUACCAUUAGUUGAAAUGGCUAUUUAGCUGGUCUGCCAUAGAUACUGCUCCCGCGCCGUACGCAAGCGAAGAGUGCAUACGUGCCACGGAGGGAGAGAGCCGUUGCGACAGAAGGCGUUGCAAGAUUAGAGCCGAGGGCAGAACGGUCUGGUUCGUUGCGACUGGUCCCGCUCAAGAUAACUGUAGCUGUGGUCCGUUAUUGCGGCUCUGUCUCGCCGGAAAAACGAUAUCGGGGCAAGAGGCGCAAAAGUACGGUUGGGGCGACCAGCCAACAAGAUGUGUACACACAGAAAAUAAUCAAAAAUUGAGAGGUGUCUACUUUUGGAUUGUGGUAUUUGUAGCGUUUGGCGGCGUGUUGUACGUUCGUUAGCCGUGACGUGGGCAACAAGGCGGCGCAGUCCUUUUCCCUCUCUUGACCCUUGGCCGUACUGACUGCUGUUCAUAUAUCCGCGUGUGGCCUCCUACUAUGUGCCUCUCGCAUGCGGUUGUUUGUGGGUGAAGCGGAAAUUUCGAACUUCGCCGGCCGGGCUCGCGUAAUUUUGAGUUCGAAAUCUGGAGCUUGCUAAUAUAACUAUGUAGCUGCGGGUGAUCCGCGAUGAUGGUCCAAGGCGUAGGUGAAACGGUAGAGUGCUAUGAAGCUGCGCGGGUUAGCUGUGUCUGGCCGACUCUUUAUCGCCCCGUCCGGUGAGACAGAAGGACAACAACGGAGGACGCCGUUUGAGCGUUGUCCGUGCCCUUCUCGUUUUGGGUGGCCGACGCUAGCUGCCGCCGUCUGUUUCGCAGUCAGUCUUGGCAGCCCAUGCGUACACCAACGAGAACCGUUUUCUGCUGUUGACGUAUUUUGGGUGUUAUGUAUCGAUGCUUGACAUUCCAAGGAUAGCAUCAUCAUGACCGGAGGAGGAUUGGCGAGGCUCACGAGACUACAAUAACAUUUCCUUGUCAAUU
Molecule: messenger RNA, 1962 nt
Organism: Ectocarpus siliculosus
Lineage: Eukaryota; Phaeophyceae; Ectocarpales; Ectocarpaceae
Source: the annotation of a GenBank genome assembly